UUCUCAUUGGCUGCAUGAGCAAAGCCUGGUUGCAGCCAAUCAGCAGGAGCCAAUCCCGCCCAGGGAAGGGAUAAAAAGGGAAGAGUCGUUGCGUCAGUGAGAUUUUCUCAGCCAAGUCCUAGAAGGAGAGGUUGAAGUUUUUUAGGCGCUAAAACCAUGUCUGGCCGCGGGAAGCAGGGAGGUAAAGUCCGAGCGAAAGCCAAGUCGCGCUCGUCGCGGGCCGGGCUGCAGUUCCCGGUGGGCCGCGUCCACCGGCUGCUCCGCAAAGGCAACUACGCGGAGCGGGUGGGCGCUGGAGCUCCCGUCUACAUGGCGGCCGUGCUGGAGUACCUGACGGCCGAGAUCCUGGAGCUGGCGGGCAACGCGGCCCGCGACAACAAGAAGACGCGCAUCAUCCCCCGCCACCUGCAGCUGGCCAUCCGCAACGACGAGGAGCUCAACAAGCUGCUGGGCAAGGUGACCAUCGCGCAAGGUGGGGUGCUGCCCAACAUCCAGGCCGUGCUGCUGCCCAAGAAAACUGAGAGCCAUAAGGCUAAAAGCAAAUAAGUUCAGCGAACAAAGCUUGGACUUUUUGCAACAUAUCAUCAAACCCAAAGGCUCUUUUCAGAGCCACCCACACAGUCAUAAAAGAGCUGGGUCGUCUUACUUACUGAAGUGUUUUGAUGUUUCUUUAAUGCUGCUUUUAUUAGAGAACUGAAUCUGCUGUGGUAAUGUCUUAAAAUUCUUGGUUCCUAUCCAACUUUGUAACCUGUUUUUAUUAAAGAGUACUAGUUAUAUUUGUAAUGAUA
Molecule: messenger RNA, 788 nt
Organism: Apus apus (common swift)
Lineage: Eukaryota; Metazoa; Chordata; Aves; Apodiformes; Apodidae
Product: histone H2A.J
Exons: 1
Coding region: 157-546 (129 amino acids)
Cellular component (GO): nucleosome
Molecular function (GO): protein heterodimerization activity; DNA binding; structural constituent of chromatin
Source: RefSeq, a predicted model, not a curated record